UGGAGUCUCAGAGACAUAAUAAAAAAGCCGGAAUAAUGGCAGACACAAACUUGACCUGUGACCUCAAAGCUUGUGAAGGCCUUUAUAAGCAAAAAGGCUUCAUCAGAGUUAUUAGAGGUUUUUCUGGACACUUAACCAUUGAAAAAUGGCUUAAACCAGAAUAUGAUAGAGCACUGGGAAGAAAAUCUGUUAGUGUACAAGGAACACCAGCUAUCAGUUAUAGGAUCGAAGACUGCGCCGUAUGUGGAAAACCUAAUGUAGCGUUUAAACUAGCUGAAGGCUUAUACGCCAAUAGGCCAAAUAAAGCAGAGUUGCUAAUUCAGCAUGGUUUAGGAGCUCAUUUUCCGUGGUGGAAUGAGUUAGGAGAUAUCGAUGCGUGUGCUUUGCAUGAUGUCACCAUCUGUGGUGAUUGCAGAGAGUCACACCAGAAGGUCGAAAUCGAACAAUAUGAGAUAAAGCAGGAUGGAUGCUUAUGCCGAAACUGUCAGUCAUGUAAGCAACGGUUUAUUGCCCUAGGAAGGGAAUGCCGAUGUGUGUAUGAUGGGGAAGAAUUUACAUCGUGUGAAAGAUGUAAGAGUCUAUUCAGUUGCAAGUGCUUAAAGCUAAUAAGCAAAAAGCAGAUAUGGAUGACUCGUAAAUCCAAAAAGGCCCUAGGGGCCUUAGUUGAAAAUAGAAUAAUGACAAUGUGGGACAUAAACCCAGUGUCCUUAAUGACAAAUGCAGAAUCGAAAUUCAUGGCCCAGAGACUGAAUGAACUGUCCUUUUGUCCGGAAGGUCUGCCGGGGGGGCAAGAGUCUCUGAAUGGAAACGAGAGUUUUCGGAAUGGCCUGAUAUAUCUCACUCACUUAGGUGGAUGGGAGACCGCUGUCAAGUUGCAGUUACACACGCAGGUCAGCUACAAGAGAGGUGGCUUUGGUGCAUGUGUAUGGGUUCUGCAUGACAGUGAGUGGUUUAAAUGUGAACUUUCUGACGCUAUAAUAAUUACAGCAAAAGACAUGACAUUUAAACAGUGCAUAAAAGUAUGCGAACCAAAAGAUGAGCCCAGUUAUUUCACUGAAUCAAACAUCUCAGUCUAUGGAUCUUCACAAUCCUUUAGAGAAGGGACAGCAAAACUCAAAAUUAUCAGAUCCACACAACCAUAUCACUUAAUGACUCGUGAACCAAGCGACGAGGAUAAAUCUAGGAUAGAAAUUCUGGAUUUAACUGUUCUGUUAAAUUUAACAGGAAGUUACCUGGGUAUUGGAGAAUGUAUUCAGGGAGUAAAUGUUUAUCUGAAUAGAUCAAAAGAUAAAUCUGAUAUGGCAACAGGAAAUAAAUUAAUACAAUUUAAAAGGUGGAUCUCCAAAAAAUUCAGUCGAGGGACAGAAUAGGAUGAAACGAGUUUGUCUCUGUUCUCUGUUGCAGGAAAGCAUGCAGAAAGACGGGCCUGUCAGAGGGGUGAGAGAGAGCCGGAAGUGUACGGAGUCACGGGUCCAGGAGACCGUGAUGAGCCUAAUGAUAACUAGCUCUUUACUCCUAAUUAUAAUAGGCACGAUUUUUUCAGGGUUAGAGAUAAAAACUCAAAGCAUGGAAGAAACCCGGCAUGUCUGUAAACAUGUCGAGAUAACGGAAGAUUGGGUAUGUCCAAAUCAGGAAAUAACUGUGAAAAAUAAAACCUACAAUAGUAGUGAUUUUGAAGCAAUGGUAAAGUCGUAUAUUAGAAAUAUAGACGACAGAUUUUGGGUAUGUAAUCAUUCUAACCCAAUAGCUUUAUUUAUACCAUCGAAAUAUAAUGGUCUAAUGAAUAAUAAAGUAAAAUUUAAAUGGGAUAGUCUUAUAGUUAUAAAUGAAUCCCAUGUAAGACUGAUUGGGCUUGAAAUCCUAAAUAAAAAUCAGACAGUAUGGACUAAUGAAAGUAGCCUAAGCGUCUGGAAUUUGGAAUUAGGAGUUGAAUUAAGCAAAUCAGUAGGACAUUGUUGGCAGAAUUUGACAAAUGCUAAACAAUGGAUAAUGACCGACUCCAUUUCUGCACCCAGAAAUGAUAAAAUACUUAGAGGCCUACAUGGCGGCCGAAUCAGUAAAGUUGGGUUAUUAUCGGAAACAGGCAAUGAGACGUCUAGGAAUCGCAGAUUAACAAAUUGGUUAAUGGCGGGAGCUAAAGGACAUGUGACUUAUUGGCCUGAUGGUUUGAAUAGUACUCACCUAAUAUUAGGUGUUUAUAAAGAAAAACCAGUAAUUCCUUAUGAGGAAAUAGAUUGGGUAACAUGUAAACAACAUCAAACCCAAGGUAAAUAUUGUGAUAGCGAGAAGGCAUGUAUUCAUAAAUUGGGUAUGAGACCUUUUAGCUCUAACGGGGCUAAAUUUCUCAUCCGGAAAUAUGGUGGAUUGAAACCAGAUUCAUGGGCAUCCCUUUUCCAACACAAUAUGGUAAAAUAUUGUACGGAUUUGACUAAAGCAGAAUACUGGUAUUGCUAUAUAACCGGUCAGUCACUUUAUGAUCAAAAUCUAAUGGAUCAAUAUGAAAGCGAAAUAUUUGACAAGUGGAAAGCUUAUGUCAGAUAUAUGGGCAUUCGAGAAGAAAGAGUCUUAAAUGAAACCUGUGAAACAAUAAAAUGUUUUAUAGACAGUCAUUGGAUCGACAAUCGAGGAAUACAUCCGUUAAUGUUAGAUAGUAGUCACGGUGUACCUGAAUCAGUGGCUAAUAAGAGUGGCUUAACGGACUUUAUUAAAUCGAUUCCAGAUCAACAAUAUAGAAUGGCCCUAGCUUUGUAUGUAUACAAAUGGGAUAUGCUCACGCGCGCAGAAUAUAAAACUAGACCAAGCCCGGUUCAUAUGGGACUGGUAGAUAGCGUGCACGGCCUAUGGCAUAAUAAGUUCUAUAUUAAAUUUGAUUUUAGCCAUAAACUCAUGGGAGCUUAUCGGCAUCAAUUUAAUAAAUUGAGGUUUUUUCAUCCAAAUUUUAGGAAAACCAUUUAUACCAGAAACUUAGUUGAUGUUUCCUAUGAAAAUAGAACUCAUGAUUACUGGAAAGGUGGAGCUACCUUAAACAUGGGUUUUAGUGGGUUUAAAUGCAAUUUAUAUGAAAACAGUGGAUUAAACAACAGUGCAAGCCUCAUAGGAGCUGAAUUGCAAGAAUGUGAUCCAGAUAUAUUUAAUAAUUGGACUUAUAAAUAUAUACCGCCUUAUGCUCGUAAGGAGACGAGAUAAGAUUGUUUAAGGGAGAGAAUAGUUUCUGCUCCUGGGAAAAUUAUUCCAUCAUAACGGAAAAAAUUAGGGAUAGGUGUGACAAAAUUAAUUGCUCCAUUCCUUGGCAUGCAAUCUUUGUGUCAGCACUUCCCAUAGUUGCAAAAUAUGAAAACCAGGUUAAAAAACACUGUGCGAUUAUAGGGCUUGAAAAUUUUCAUGUUAAAAGAAAAUUAACAGAAUUAGUUGAUGAUUACAUAGAGGGGACGAGCUUGGGUCCAAAUUGGCACUUUAUGCACAAUUGGAUCUCAGCCUUAGACAUUGUCAUAGAUGAUGUCCCAAUAAUUGUCAAAAUUAGAAAGACCUUGUUAAAUGCAGGAGUGAUAAUUAGCUUGGGUGCUGGAACAGCAGUUGAAAUUAUUAAAAGAACCGUGAUCGGAUACUGGAAGUGGAUCAAGUUAAUUUUGAUCAUUAUGGGAUGCAUUGUGGUUAUUGUGCUUCUUAUUAGCGUAUCCCUUAAGACAGCACAGCUAUGUGGUGUUCUGAGCAGUGUCUGCGGGGUCAGGCGUUAUGCUCGCCUAAGGUCAAGGGUCCCAGAGUAGAGUAAAAAACAAGUCAUGGACUGUAUUUAAAGGCUGCAGUCAUAACAGUCUAAACGAACAUUUAGUGGAAGAGACUGACUUGAUUGCUCAUCUCCAAAACCUCUGAAAUUGGAAGAAAAUGGCAUCUAUGAAUGGAAAUUACGGGAAUGCUGAUAACAUUGUGUCGGGAACAAACCUUGCUCAGGUAAAUAAAUUCUAAUCAUUUUAAAUUGUGAAGAAAUAAUUUAUUAUGAUGACCCAGUAAUAUGGGAAUAGAAUGAGAGAAAUAACAGUUAUGAUUGUUUUAAUAGUCUUGCCACUGUUUAAUCAAUCAUAACAAGAUGUCAGACACAUCUGGGUACGAGAUACAGUGUUAUCAGUAGGGUAAUUUUUGGGUUUUUGUGGUUUUUUAUGAUUUUUGAAAAGGAUUGAAUUUUAUUUGAACUUUUCAAAAUGAAUGUAUAUUAAACCAAGGACCAACUGUUUUCAUUUGUGUAAUCUAUAAUAAUUGCGUAACAAUGUUAAAGCAAUUGUGGGUGAAGAAUGAAACAACAGAGAUGUAAUUGUUAUAGUUAUGACAUUUGGGUAAUUAUGACAUAUUGAUCUUUUUAGAUUUCGAGAGGGGGAAGAGCAAGUGACGACAACCUGGCCUGUACCCAUAGUACAAGAAUGUGCAAAAUUUAUUACCACAACAAUGGAAGAGAAUUUCAGUGUUGUAUGAACUGUUUUGUGACCACUGAUAAAAACUUUAACACGAUUCAUUAUAUUCUCUGUUGGAAUGAAGGCCAAUUACAGCCGUUGUUAUCAAAAUUAAUAACUGCCAGAGGGCAAUUAAUUUUACCAUGGGCUCCCGUGGUUACACAUAGAAUGAAUCGGCGUAGCAAGUUCUUUGUUCGGCCUUAUUGGGUAAAUGGAGAAAUCCAGAUGGGCUUAGUAGUUAGUAAUGGCACCAUACAUAUCCAACCCACAGGAACAAGUUCUGGUGUGGAUGGAUGGCCGGUGGGAGAGUACCAAGACGGAGGAAAUCCUAUGGCGCAACGGGGUGAUACUUCGACUAACGAACGCCCAGAUCUGGAGUUUACCAGAGACCUCGCGGCCUUUCUCGCAGACGAAAAGAAUUGGCCGGCGUCUCUUGGCCGCAAUGGGGCGAAGUAACUUGCUAACCGUGCAGUUAUUUUACCGUAAGAGAGAAAAGUUAUUCAAUCUUUGGUUAAUUGGCACGGAUGGAUGGGCCGUUCAACUCCAACAGUGUAUAUAUAAAUCGAGUGUGUUAGAUGAAUUGGAUAAUGAUUAUUUUGUGUCUCAACUACACAUGGCAAGAGGGGAUGUAAUGGCUGGUUCUAAUGAAACGACUAGUGCCAUGAUUAACGUGAGACCACAAAAAUAUAAGCGUAAACCUUUCCUAUAUUCUGAAAUCCCCAUACUCCAGAGUUCAACAGUAUCUGAUGCAGCUAAGUGUAAGCGUAAAGCACGGCGUGACCAGAAGAAGGCUCGGAAGACAAGUGAAUGGAAAGGGAGGGGGACCGCUCCUCUCUGCAGCUCAAGGCACACUGCUUCUGACCCCUUACCCUCUGAAUGCUCUCGCCUCUCGCAGCUGCAGCUAACUUUGGAAAGCGACAUUACAAGUGCACACGGGGAAACCCACUAAGAAUGUGUAUCAGGAUUUGCAUCUGAUAAUGCUACAUGGAAUGUUGAAGAAUGCUUUUAACCUGUCAACUGUAUGCAUUCAGAUGUUUGUGUGUGUUGAUUAAUGUACUAAUAUGUGCAUAUGGAACAGCUAUACCUUUGUUCUCAUAUGACAUGCCCUAUAAAUUUUGUUAAUCCCUGAAAUUCUUAACUGAAUGGUUAGACCACAGUAUACAGUUGGUCCUUAGAAAUUUAUAGCUAGUAAUUUGAUGUAUUAGGUAGAAUGCACCUUGGUGUGCGGAUACUUGUGUUGUAUGUGUCAAGUCCUCACUGAUAUAUGAGGUGAAGGUAUGUGCCUGACCUGGUUUUGUGAGUAUAAAAGCUGAGCAUUUUCUGACCAGCUUUGCGCUUCCUGACUUCUGUUCAUUGAGGUUGGUUGCCCUUUGUCUCUAACGAGAGGCAAAGUAAGGAUUUCUUGUUUUCUGUUUGUCUUUUGUUUGUUCUACUUUUUCACUGGAUUUAAUUUUAUUAAUAAAAGUGUAUUUUAUUAAUUUU
Danio rerio (zebrafish) is the source of this 5924-nucleotide messenger RNA. The record is from RefSeq and is a predicted model, not a curated record. NCBI's taxonomy places the organism in Eukaryota, Metazoa, Chordata, Actinopteri, Cypriniformes, Danionidae.